CUCACUAACGCCUGAGUUUUAUUCUAUAAAUCAUUCCCAGAACUCAGGAUUGGCUACCAAUAAGGAACUAAGCUGUGCAUCGAUGGACAAGCUAAUUUCGAGCAGAUGCAACUUGCAACACUGGCCGGAUUCUUAUGUUCUGCCUCCAGAAAGCAGACCUGGGGAGGAAGAAUUUGCGCUCUGCGAAGUCAUUCCAGUAAUCGACCUAGGACAAGACCGAGCAGAAAAUGUCCAGCAAGUUCUGAAGGCGGGCCAAGAGUUUGGCUUCUUUCAGUUGACAAAUCAUGGGGUUUCAAAGAAGCUAAUGAUUGAUGUGUUGGAGGUGGCGGAGGAGUUCUUCGAGCUGCCAAUUGAGGACAAGGCGAGCGUCUACUCUGAAGACCCAAAGAGGAGCUGCAGGUUGUACACGAGCAUUGACUAUGACAAAGAGAAGGUGCACUUCUGGAGAGACAGUCUGCGACACCCUUGUCAUCCUGUGGAUGAACACAUUCGAUGCUGGCCCGAGAAGCCUGCUCGUUAUAGAGAGCUCUUGGGAAAGUACUCAGUCGAAGUGAGAAAGUUGAGCAUGUUGCUACUGGAAUUGAUUGGGGAAGGUUUGGGACAAGAGUCGGGAUUCUUCGAGCGGGGUGAGUUGAAUCGAGUUCAGCUAAUGGCUCUCAACUGCUAUCCUCCUUGUCCCAAUCCAAGUUUGACCCUAGGAUUGCCACGGCACGGGGAUGUAAAUCUCAUUACCGUCCUUCUUCAAGGGCCAGUGCAUGGGCUUCAAGUCCUCAAUGACGGACAGUGGCUUGCCCUUCAGCCUCUUCCCGAUGCCUUCGUGAUCAACAUAGGACUGGCUUUGCAGAUUAUCAGCAAUGGGAAGCUAAGAAGUGCAGAGCACCGAGUGACAACGAACAGAACAUCAGCACGGACAACAGUCACCACCUUCAUUCAUCCUUCCGGUGAUUGCCUGGUUGAGCCCGCGAAAGUGAUAAUCAACAACCACAACCCACCGCUCUAUAGAUCCUUCUUGUACAAGGACUUUCUAUCUACUUACAUAGUAGACACAUAUGAAGGAAAACCGCCCCUGAAGCGUUACACCCUUUAGAAGGAAACAUCUUAAAGAAAAAAUGUACGAAUCGUGCUGAGAAUUUGAACUACAUUAUGCUAGCAGUGUCGGAUUAUCCUUUGCUGUGACUGCGCUACGUGUGAAGAAGCUACUCAGCAAAGCAACGGAUUAUCCAACUGGGCGACCAAUAAAUUUCGUCCCAUUGAGAUACCAUGAAAUUUUACCUUGUCGUACGGCCCAUCGCAUUUUAUACCACAAUGAACCACAAUCCCUUUUAACCUCUAAAGUGCGAGUGACUAGCAGAUUGACUAGUGGAAAUAAAAAAGAACUACACAAAACUGGUCAGAUAAGUGACUCUAAGCCCUUUCUUCA
Molecule: messenger RNA, 1420 nt
Organism: Eucalyptus grandis
Lineage: Eukaryota; Viridiplantae; Streptophyta; Magnoliopsida; Myrtales; Myrtaceae
Product: hyoscyamine 6-dioxygenase
Exons: 4
Coding region: 83-1087 (334 amino acids)
Source: RefSeq, a predicted model, not a curated record